GAGCGUGAAGGUGUGCACUGUGGGAGCAUCAAACAAAUGCAAUUUCAACAAAAUCAGUUUCUACAAAAUAGGCCUAUAUUUGAAGUCCAGUUCAUCCAAUUAUUAUAGCCUAUAUAUUGUAAUGUCAAGCGACGUGCCUAUGCCCUUUCAUAUGAUACGGUCAUGAUGUCAUGAUAUCAUAAAAACGAAAGUGAAAGAUUCCCAUUUUAAGUUUGCCUGUUUCAAAAUUGCGGACCUGAAGGGGAGGUACUUUUCAUUAUUGUCAUUUACCCUGCUAUGAACAUAAAUAGGUUCUGCGCCAAAAUAGAAAGAAAACUAAACAUUCACUCGUUUACUAAUACACUUUUCAAACUUCUUCAGAAUGUCUGAAAGCAAUGACAUCGACGAGGGCUUUUACUCCCGACAGCUGUAUGUCUUAGGUCAUGAAGCGAUGCGUCGCAUGGGGACAGCUGCUGUUCUCAUCGCGGGGAUGCGUGGCCUCGGAGUGGAGAUCGCUAAGAAUGUCAUCCUGUCGGGAGUGAAAUCCGUUACUGUGCAGGAUGAGGGGCUUGCUCAGUGGAUGGACCUCUCCUCACAGUUUUUCCUCCAGGUGUCUCACCUUGGUCAGAACCGAGCCCUGAUUUCCCAACCUCAAUUGUCUGCACUAAACCCCCAUGUUUGUGUGUCUGCCCACACUGGAAAACUGAACGAAAAGCUGUUGCUACAAUUCCAGGUGGUUGUUCUCACCGACUCCUCCCUGGAGGAUCAGCAGCGUUUUGGGGCGUUUUGUCAUUCAAAUGGCAUUAAGUUCAUUGUUGCUGACACCAAGGGACUUUGUGGCCAGUUGUUCUGUGACUUUGGCAAAGAGUUUGAGGUCUUGGACCCUGAUGGGGAGACACCCCCAUCCGUCAUGAUAGACAAUAUAACCAAGACAGAUCCAGGAGUGGUCAAAUGUAGUGAACCCGUUAAUGGCUUUGUGGAUGGCUGCAGUGUCUCCUUCUCUGAAGUCUGUGGUAUGAAAGAGCUCAAUGAAUAUGGACCAGUGGAAAUCAAAGUGCUGGGCCCCGAUUCCUUCAGUAUCUGUGACACCUCAGGCUUUUCUGCAUACGAGAAAUGCGGUGUAGCAACUGAGGUCAAAAAUUCAAAGACACUAACAUUUAAACCCCUGAACGAGGCCUUAACUGACCUAGAGUUACUAGUAUACACUGACCAUGGGAAGAUAUCCAAUCACCAGACCCUACAUCUGGCCUUCCAAGCCCUGCACGGUUUUGUGAAGCAAGAAGGACGACUCCCCGAGGCCAGGUCUCAGUCAGACGCUGAGCUCCUGGUAGCCUUGGUGAAGGAGCUGAACAAGGUGUACAAGCUGGAACAGUUGGAUGAGGAAGUGGUGCGGAGUCUGUCCCUCACUGCGCGUGGUGACCUGGCCCCCAUCAACGCCUUUAUUGGAGGGUUGGCUGCCCAGGAAGUCUUGAAGGCGUGUAGUGGGAAGUUCAGUCCUCUUCAACAGUGUCUGUACUUUGAUGCACUGGAAUGCCUUCCUGAAGACAACCAGGAGGAUGGAGAGCAAUGGAGAGAGAGCACAUAUUUACCAAGUGGCUCCCGCUAUGAUGGACAGGCUGUUGUGUUCGGGUCAGCCUUCCAGGAGAAGCUUGGUAAACAGAGGUAUUUCCUUGUUGGGGCUGGCGCUAUAGGUUGUGAACUUCUCAAGAACUUUGCUCUGAUUGGCCUCGGUGCUGGUCAGGGGGGACACAUCACUGUGACAGACAUGGAUUCCAUAGAGAGGUCCAACUUGAACCGACAAUUUCUCUUCAGAUCUCAAGACAUUGGGAGACAGAAGUCUGAGGUAGCAGCCCAGGCGGUUCGGGCCAUGAACCCCAGCAUGAACAUCACUGCCCACCAGAACUGCCUGGACCCAGACAGUGAGAAGGUCUAUGGAUACCACUUCUUCAUGGGGCUGGAUGGAGUGGCUGCAGCUCUGGACAACGUGGAAGCCAGAGUGUACUUGGACAGCCGCUGUGUUCAUCACCAGAGGCCCCUGCUGGAUGGUGGUACUCUGGGUACUAAGGGCAGCACACUUGUGGUGGUUCCCCACCUGACUCAGUCCUAUGGACCAGCCAAGACAAACUCUAGGGACGCCAUCCCACUCUGCACUCUGAAGAAUUUCCCACACCGUAUAGAGCACACCCUGCAGUGGGCCAAAGACCAGUUCGAGGGGCUCUUUAAGCAAGCAGCUGAAAAUGUGAACCAGUACUUGGGGGAGGGUGCUGGCUUCCUGGAGCGAACCCUGGGCCGGGGCGAGGCGGAGGCUUUGGAGGUUCUGGAGUGUGUCUGGGGGGCCGUGGGUAUGCAGCGGCCCCGAGGCUGGGAUGACUGUGUUGGAUGGGCCCGUCGCCAAUGGGAGACCGUCUACAACAAUGACAUCGCACAGCUGCUCCACUGCUUCCCCCCGAAGCAGCUGACAAGUUCAGGUCUGCCUUUUUGGUCCGGAACAAAGAGGUGCCCCAAUCCUCUGAACUUUGACCCCGACAAUACCACCCACAUGGACUACGUGGUGGCAGCAUCCAACCUCUACGGGCAGAUCUAUGGGAUUGUGGGUACGCGAGACAUCUCCGCCAUCAAGAGCGUCCUCGAAAAGGUCCACAUACCCGCCUUCACUCCCAAGUCUGCGGUCAAGAUCCACCUCACUGACGAGGAGAUGGAAGAAGAUAAGAACAGUGGAGAUUUUGACACGGAGCGCCUGGAGGAAUUGCAUAAGAAGCUGUCCUCUCCUCCGAUGAACAGCUCAGACCUGCAGAUGCACCCCAUGGUCUUUGAGAAGGACGAUGAUAAUAACUUCCAUAUGGACUACAUCGUGGCAGCCUCUAACCUGAGGGCAGAGAACUACGACAUCCCAACUGCUGAUCGUCACAAGAGUAAGCUGAUCGCAGGGCGCAUCAUCCCGGCUAUAGCCACGACCACGACUGCAGUGGCCGGUCUGAUGUGUCUAGAGCUGUACAAGCUGGUCCAGGGACACAAGAGGAUCAGCUCCUACCGCUCGGCCUUCAUCAACCUGGCCGUCCAGUACUGUGUCCUGUCGGAGCCCCUCGGGCCGCGCCGCUUCACGUUUGCAGGAAAGGAGUACUCCUUGUGGGAUGACUUCCUGGUUCAGGGCAGACGUGAGAGUGGACAGGAAAUGACCUUGGGAGAGCUGCUGGAACACAUCAAGCAAGAACAUCACUUGCAGGUCACCGGUCUGUACUAUGGAAACGCUGUGGUCUAUGAUGGUGGCUCUAAUCACAAGGAGAGGCUGGCGAAGAGUGUGUCUGAAGUGGUCAGUCUGGCAACCAAGACAGAGGUCCCUGAACACCUGUGUGUACUAGAGAUGUUUGCUUCCUUCGCCGAGGACGAGGACUGUGAGACGUUCCCUCCCAUCAGGUACCUGUUCAAAUGAUGUCAUCAGGAGGAGACAAAAGAGCCGUGCACAGCACCACAGUACGACCACCUGUCCACUCCUCUGUUUACACAAAGUGUUUAUACUUAGACAAGCUGCGUUUGGACAUGAAAAUGCAUUAUUUUGGUUUGCAUCCAGGCCUCAUAUUCUUUGUCCUUGAAGCUGCCUCUUACAGUAAAUAAUCAAUAGCUUUCCACUUCCAAUAUUGUAAUAAUGUUAUAAUCAUGAAUAAUGCUAUUUAAUUACAUACUUUUUUUUAAUGUAAUUUUUUUCAAUUAACUGAUUGAUUUAACUCAGAACCGGAUGUAAUCAACUGUGAUUAGCAUGUGUUAGUAUAGACGCUGGUUCUGAUCAACUGUGAUCAGCCGUGACUUUUUAUGUUUGCAUUGAUUCUGUUAAAAGCUUUGACCAAUGUGAGGUUUUAAAUGUCCAAAAACUGGAAUAUGAGAAGUGAGAGAUAAUGGGAUAUUUACUUCCCUAAACUGUCCAAAACACGGCAGUUCCCUUAGGGAGGACCAAUUACACCCCCUUUAGAUGAUCUCUCUGCUGGACCGCUAUUUGGAAAGGAGGGCCUGGCAGGCCUUGAUUACCUCAUUAUCUGUUCCUGUCAACUUGGUUCUUGGGAAAUGAGAAGUGACACAUCCUGAAACGAUGUUUGCAAACAUUAUGAGAUGUGCAUGCAGGUCUUGACUGGGUUGGGGAUGUUGAGGUAAGGGUAUCCCAGGGUAUGGAUUUGUUAAGUUAGCCCUGGCCGGCUGGGCCCAGUGUCUGUUGGACUGGUUCCCCAGUGUGAUUCAGGUCAGACUAAACCUGGGGAUGAAGCCUAGUCAGAGCCCUGGUCCCCUGAUCUGCUUGGCGCUGAAAGGACGUGGGUCGGUUGGUUUGAGGCUUACUGAAUCUCUCACCAUCUGGACAACAACUGUCAGUCCAACAGCCCCCCCACCCCCAACACACACACGCCUUCCGGGGGACCUAGGCCAUGAGCUCAUCGAGCCCGUGCGGUUGAAGGCCACGAGCGGGCGUCGACGUGGCCUUCCUCUGUCCUUCAGCUGAAGAGAUCCUUAGCUGCGUUCUGAAAUCCACUGUUAUGCUGCCACAUAAACUAACAUUACAUGUGUAGGUAUUUGAUUCGAUUUUUGGUGUUGUCUGUACAUCCUCCACUGCCUUAAUUUGCUUGAUUGAUUCGAUUUUUUUUGAUGUUGUAAAUGUAAUAAAACGGUGUUGAAAGCUA
This is a messenger RNA of Esox lucius (northern pike), 4640 nucleotides long. RefSeq names its product ubiquitin-like modifier activating enzyme 7 (gene uba7). Gene Ontology annotation, cellular component: SUMO activating enzyme complex; cytoplasm. The transcript has 24 exons. The coding region runs from base 362 to 3409 and encodes 1015 amino acids. Gene Ontology annotation, molecular function: SUMO activating enzyme activity. NCBI's taxonomy places the organism in Eukaryota, Metazoa, Chordata, Actinopteri, Esociformes, Esocidae. Gene Ontology annotation, biological process: protein sumoylation. The record is from RefSeq and is a predicted model, not a curated record.